GCGGGGCUGCGGCGGGGAGCGGUGGGCUCACCUAUGGGACUUUCCAAAAGCAAACACAAACCUAGGAAAGGUGAGGAGCAAAAGGGGCGCGUCUAUUCAGUUCCCAAGGCCAGGGAAAGGCCGACGGGCAGGCAUUCUCAAGAGUCUGAGAAGCCUCCGGACGCUAAGCCUGCAGAGAGCCUCCAUGGAAAGAGAGGGGCAGCCAAGCGACAGUGGGCUUCAUCUGAAGUCGAAGGUCUGUCGCACGAGCCAGCCAGCAGCUCAGACUCUCCACGGUGGAUGGUGGAAGCGUGUCUCCCUUUUCCUUCCUUGAAAGAGGGCGUCGAGUACUCACCACCCUCCUGGCUGAGCUGUCAAUGCAUGAAAGCUCUGUAACAUGUUCUGACUGCUUUUGACCCUGACCACUUCUUUUCCUGAACCACACAUCUAAUUCUUUUGCUCUGGCCCUAACACAGACAUUCUCUGCCUUCUAGAAGGGCUUUUCCACAGAGAUGUUAAAUACCUGGAUGUUUUC
Molecule: messenger RNA, 514 nt
Organism: Panthera uncia (snow leopard)
Lineage: Eukaryota; Metazoa; Chordata; Mammalia; Carnivora; Felidae
Gene: SPATA33
Product: spermatogenesis associated 33
Exons: 3
Coding region: 34-375 (113 amino acids)
Cellular component (GO): cytoplasm; nucleus
Source: RefSeq, a predicted model, not a curated record